Molecule: messenger RNA, 895 nt
Organism: Paramuricea clavata
Lineage: Eukaryota; Metazoa; Cnidaria; Anthozoa; Malacalcyonacea; Plexauridae
Source: the annotation of a GenBank genome assembly
AUGAAUUCAUCGACUGACAAUUUAGAACGUUGCGCUCAACGCACUUCAAUUCUGUUAAUUGGAAGCAGUGGAGCUGGGAAAUCUGCCACAAUAAAUCAUUUGCUUGAGACUGGAAAAGGCAAUGUGGUGGCAAAAACAGGUAAAUUUAAACCUGAAACAAAAACAACAUCAGAGAUCUUGGUUACUAUCGAUGACCAUGAUCAUGAAGCCUCCGAUCUUACAUUGGGCGUCAUUGACACCCCUGGUCUUAAUGACCCUCGUGGCUUAAAACAAGACGCCUGUAAUUUAUACUCCACGAAGCAUUUCUUUGAAACCCAUCCUCUAUAUUCCAAGACUAAGUGUUCUCCAAAUCUUAUAUUCUUGCUCGUAAGUGCCAAUGAUCACAGAAUUGAGGGGAACAAUAGUGGUCUUGCAAAAAGUUUGCGUGCUCUUAAGGAGUUGGACAUAGUCGACAAACAUCGUCCAAAUGUUGUAGCAGUUUUGACAUUUUGUUGCUCGGUUCCCCACUUUGAUGUUUCGCAAUGGGAAGCAAUGAUGAAGGAAAAGAAGGUGAUCAUUUCACGCAAUAUUUGUGAAGCUUUAGGAAUUCAAGCACCUGUAGUGCUGCUGGAAAAUGACAAGGAUUCCAAUAACCUGGCAAAUGAUGGUGAUUUCACUCUUCUCCCCAAUAACAUGCGACAACCAGAAAAUUUGCACAAAACUUGCCGAAUGGUACUGGAAAAGAACGGAGAUCAUUAUGGCUUAUCAACGUUCAACGCGUGUUUUGCUAAGCCUAAUGCUGAAAAGCCGCGCGCAGUUCUUCGUCACAAUGUUAAGGCAAAUGAUAUUAGCAAGCACACACUUUCAAAAGAUGAAGAAGAUUUAUUAAAUGUUUUGAGAGGCGGUGCAAAAGGUG